AUGUCGAUCAGCGCCACUCUGACCAAAGUGUGGAACUUACCCGGCCGCAGCGACAGGAAGGUCACGCUCAAGUUCAGAGGUUUCAGUCACAAAACUAGGAUCCUUCAGUGUGAGGAAACGGCAGUCUUCAAUGAGUAUUUCCGCUGGCCUCACUAUGGUAACCUGAGAAGAGAUGAAGCACUGUCCAUCUGUGUUUACAACUGCAGCAGAAUAUUCUCCAACAGACUGCUGGGUCAGUUGGAAGUCAGCCUGCAGCAUGUGUUAACAUCUGGGCGGUUAAUUGUCAGAGAGCCACUGACAGAUGCCAACUACAGUCUCACAGAUAUGUACAUUGAGUUGGACAUAAGGUACCACCCAGUUCAAGGAGCAGCGGGAAACUGGGACGGACAGGACUUCCGAUUAGAAGACAAAGACGAUUCCUGUCUUGUGAUCAGAAACGAUGCUUUUAAUGAAGUCGAAAGUCAGCUGACCGUGGUCCGUCCCAGUCAGUUGGAGCGUGAGGUUCGCCGUUUGGGACGAGAGCUUGUGAAGAGUGGUGACGAUGACUGUGACAGCGAUGAAGACUGGGACGAAGAUUACUCUGAACUUGCAUCGGUUACAUUCACACAGCUGCUCAGUCGCUGCAGAGCUCUGUCCAAGAGAGAAGCAGCAGCCGCUCCCAGAGUCCACAGCUUCCAGAUAAGUGUGAAUAUUCUGGAGGCGCAGAAGCUGGCUGGAGUCAACAUAAACCCAGUGGUGUUUAUCCGAGUGGGGAACCACAAGAGACACACAGCCACACAGAAGUCCACCAACUGUCCGUACUACAACGAGAAUUUUGUGUUUGAGCUCCAGGAGGCUCCAGAGAUGCUUUUCGACAAAGUCAUUGAGAUCAAGGUGUGCCAUAGAAAGACACUGCCAUUUCUCUUGAAACUGAUCGGCUUGUUCAAAAUGGACAUAAGGACUGUCUUUAACCAACCAGACCAGCGCUUCUACCAGCAGUGGGCGCCGCUGUGUGACCCCUCCGACACACGCUCCGGGGUGAAAGGCUUCGUGAAGGCGACGGUCGGGGUCCUGAUGAAAGGAGACAGUGUGGGGACCAAUGAGCUCACAAACCUGAUGCUGCCCCGGGGCAUGGCCAAAGACCGACCCUGGGCCCGGUUCAGGGUUCGGAUUUACCGAGCCGAGGGACUUCCCGCCAUGGACUCUGGACUCAUGGCGCGGAUGGCUGUGUCUGACCGCACUGUGUUCAUCGACCCGUAUGUGCAGGUCACCUUCUGCGGACAGCAAGGUGAGACGUCGGUUGCCGGAGCGAGUAGUUCUCCCGUUUGGAACGAGGAGAUUUCGUUCAUCGAACAGUUUCCACCUUUGGCUCAACGAAUCAGAAUCCAGAUCCUCGAUGACGCCAAGACGGGAGACGUGGCUUUGGCAACACACUUCUUAGAUUUACAGCAGAUCUCAGACCCGACUAGGAACGGUUUUAACCCCACGUUUGGGCCAAGUUGGGUGAAUUUGUACGGAUCGCCUCAGAACUCUACUCUCAGAGACAUACACCAGGCUCUGAAUGAAGGACUUGGAGAGGGCAUUUUCUAUCGAGGCCGAAUUCUGAUUGCUCUUAGUGUGGAAGUCUACUCUUCUCCAUCAGCUGCCAACGAGGUCCAACCGGGUCCAGUGACAAAGGUGAAAGGAGCUCUGGGAAUGAGGAGGAAGAGGAGCAGUAAGAGGAAGAGCCAGGAACAAAGCACAGCUCCUCGGGCAGCAGCUGCAGACGCCGUCGAGGACUUUGGGGAGGUUCCUGAAGCGGUAACCGUGGAAACAGAGGAAAUACAUCCACUGCCUGAGAGUAUUCUGGGGGAGAAGCAGGAGUUUGUGCUGUUUGCGUCGCUGUUUGAGAUCACAAUGAUGGACCUGAGAGUGGGCAACAAGCCACUUAACUUCGAACUCUCCAUCGGUAACUUUGGUAAGGCAGUGGAGGUGGCGCAGAGACGAGCUCAGAGCAGAGAAGAGCUUGGUGGGAGCAGACAGGAGCUGAACGAGGACAGCCAGACCCUGCUGGAGUCUGAGGAGGACCUAGACCAGGACCCGGACCGACCGCAGACCCCAGACCCAGACCUGGAACCAGAACCUGAUAACCACUCUGUGACCGAUCCAAUGAGGCCAGAGUUCACAGAGUAUGACAGGUCUUUCCGGUGCAUCCCUCUGCAGUCCGGGUCCAAACCCUGUCUCUGGGUCCUGUCCCGGUUUGAAGACCACAGCCCACGUCUGCAUCAGUCCAGCUGGCUCUGCAAGAUCUCCGACCGGCUGGAACUGGGUCUGGACCAGGUGGAGAGGCUUCUGCGGAGGCCCGGAUCCAAUGCUAAGAACAGACUGCAGGAGGCGCUGUUGGAGCUCAUCGCAUCCUGCAAACAUUUCAGCGUAUUUUCGGACAGACGCUCUCAGUUCAGACCCAACACUUUGGACCGUCAGCGGAAAGACUUCAUCAAGAAGAACCUGGUGAUCUUGGCCCGUCAGGCAGUUAGAACGCGCAGGAGAAUCACAAAAAGAAAUAUCAAACAGAAGCUCAAUGAUGCUAGAAAGAUCCUCCGCAAGCUCCGUCUCCUUUCUCAAGAGCCUCAGAGCACACUUCCUGAUGUGUUGCUAUGGUUACGCAGUGGGAGGAAGCGAUUGGCCUACGUCCGGAUCCCUGCUUACUCAAUCCUCUUCUCCAUGGUCGAGGAGCAGAAGGGGCGGGACUGCGGCCACGUGUCCACUUUUUACAUGAAAUCUCCGGGUUCAGCUCCCGGGGAGGUGUUCGCGAAGCUGGAGCUGUACCUUUGGCUGGGGCAAAGCAAAUACAGUAAAGAGGCUUUGGGCUCGUUACCAGAGGACUUCACACCUGUGCGCACUCCAGAGGAGGGGGCGGGGCCACCGAGCAGUGCACUUCCUGUCAGCCUGGUCUGUCAAGACAGUCGGUAUUUCCAGCUCCGGUGUCACCUGUACCAGGGCAGGAGUUUGUUAGCUGCUGAUGAUAACGGGCUCUCAGAUCCAUUCGCCAAAGUGCUGUUCUCCACGCAGUGUCAGGUCUCCAAAGUGAUGCAGGACACCUUGUCCCCGGCCUGGAGUCAGUGUUUGCUCUUCGACAGAGUUUUAUUAGAAGGAUCUAGAGAAGAACUGGAGCUGGACCCACCCCUCAUCAUCAUUGCCAUAUAUGACAAGGACGCCAUGGGCAGUCCGCGGGCUCUGGGUCGGGCCUACGCAGAGCCGCAGAUCAAACGAGUGGAGGAGCUCUACUCCAAACCUCAGUUGAAGUUUUACGACGUUUCUCUGGGAAAGGUUUCUGCCGGAGAACUCCUCGCCGCGUUUGAACUCAUCGAGCUGGAUUACUCUGGACCUGGAGAGCCCCGCCUCCCUCGCAGUCUUGAACCUCAGGAGCUGGAAGAAGCUGAGGACCGGACUUUCCUGAUCCCGCAAGGAGUGAGACCAGUUCUCAAAACCUUUCGGAUCGAGGUCUUAUUCUGGGGCCUUCGUGACCUGAAGAGGGUGCAGCUGUUCGAGAUAGAGCGCCCCCUGGUGAGAGUGGAGUGUUCCGGAAAAACUCUGGAGUCUGAAGAGAUUGAGGAUUACAAGAGCCAGUCCAACUUCAAGGAUGUGGUCCGAUACCUGGACGUGGAGUUGCCGGAGCAGAUUUACCUCCACCCUCCCCUGAGCCUGUUUGUGGUGGAGCGGAGGGCCUUCGGGAGGCUAGUCCUGGUCGGGUCCCACGUGGUUCACAGCCUCAUGUCCUACGGCCCACGGGAGCCAGGGGCAGAGUCAGACCAUGAGGGGGAGGAGCCUACACAAAACGUUGUUCAGACGCCUCCCGUGAAAGUGGCUCCUGUGGAUAUUGUCGGGAAGCUGGGACUCACCACAUUCAACUUCAGACAGAGCAAGAUCCCUUUCAAGAACCCUCUGAAGAUGGUGACCAAAAGACUUAUAGAUUCAGAUGAGCUUGAGGAGGAGCCCGUGGAGCAGGAGGAACUCGACUGGUGGUCCAAGUACUACACCUCUAUCCACGAACGGGACAAAGAGGCUGCGUCACGGAGAGAAUUGGAGGAACAAGCAGAGACAGAAGGGGCAGAUAUGACAAUGGCAAAUAUCGAGGAUGAUGAAGAGGAGACGGUGGUGGUGGAAAUGGAGCCUCCAAAACGAAAGAACAUUGCAACGCUCACCCUGUACAGUGGUGAGUUGGAGGCUCAGUUCCAUCAGUUCCAGGACUGGCUGCAGAUCUUUCCCCUGAUGAAAGGCCGUGCUCUGGGAGACUCUCUGGAUGAGGAGCCGGAGGAGCGCCUCAUGGGAAAGUUUAAGGGUUCGUUCCUUGUUUAUCCGAUCGACCCUGAGGCAGACAGCCCGAUGCAGAUCACUGAUGGGAUUCCAAAGAACUCCCCCAUCAAAGUCCUGGUCCGUGUUUAUAUCAUCAAGGCCUCCAGUCUGUCGCCCACUGACCCCAACGGCAAAGCGGACCCCUACCUGCUGCUCCAGGUCGGGGCUCAGAGCCAAGACACAAAGGACCGCUACAUCCCCAAACAACUCAGCCCGGUCUUUGGAGAAGUGUUUGAAUUCACCGUCUCGUUUCCGUUGGAGACCGAACUCCUGGUCAAGAUUCUGGAUCACGAUCUGGUCGGAGCAGAUGACGUCAUUGGGGAAACUCGUCUGGAUUUGGAAAACCGGUUCUACAGUCGGCACCGCGCCAGCUGUGGACUGUCGCUGUAUUACGACACAGAAGGAUACAACAUGUGGCGCGACGUAAAGAAACCCACCACCAUUUUAAAUGAACUCUGUCAGAAUCACAACAUCCCAGAGCCAGAGUUCAGGACCAACGAGGUCAAAGUCCUCAACAAGAUCUUCAAGAUUCCCCCGGAUGCCAUCCCUGAGGCCCUCCUGAAGCAGAACGAGCCGUCGGAGGUCCAGAAGGCCGAGCUGGAGGAGCACAUGGCCCUGAACGUGCUCCGUCGCUGGGCAGAGAUGAGCGAGUUUAUCCCUGGAGCCGUCGCCCUGAUCCCGGAGCACGUGGAAGUCCGGCCUCUAGUGAACCCUGAUAAACCAGGACUACCCCAGGGAUUCCUUCACAUGUGGGUCGACAUGUUUCCCACGGACGUCCCAGCGCCGCCUCCGGUCAACAUCAAGCCCCGCCUCCCUGUGCAAUAUGAGCUGCGCGUGAUCAUCUGGAACACGGACGACGUGUUUCUGGACGACGUCAACCCGUUCACCGGAGAACCCUCAUCGGACAUUUACGUCAAAGGGUGGAUCAAAGGUCUGGAGGCCGAGAAGCAGGAGACAGAUGUGCAUUUCAACUCUCUGACCGGAGAGGGCAACUUCAACUGGAGAUUUGUUUUCCGUUUUGACUACCUGCCUACCGAAAAAGAAGUGGUGUUUAAGAAGAAGGAGUCCAUUUUCUCGUUGGAGGAGGCAGAGUUUCGACAGCCGGCAGUUCUGACGCUGCAGGUUUGGGACUACGACCGCAUCCUCGCCAACGACUUCCUCGGAUCCAUCGAGCUGCCUCUCUUUGACAUGGUGCGGCCGGCUCGAUCAGCCUCUAAAUGUUCAGUCAAAAUGUCCAGGGACCAGGCCUCUCCCCGCAUCUCCAUCUUCAGGAGCAGAAAGCUGAAGGGCUGGUGGCCUCUGACACGACUGAAAACCCCCGAGGACUGUGAGAAAGAGAAGGAACAGGCGUCCAAGAACAAGGGCAACAAGAGAGACCGACGCAGCCAAAACAAAGCAGAAGACCUGCAGUUUACAGACGCCAGUGGAGCCACACACGUGCUGAUGGGCAAAGUCGAGGCCGAGCUGCAGCUGGUGGCCCUGGAACAAGCUGAAGCCAAUCCUGUGGGAAAAGCCCGGAAAGAACCGGAGCCACUGGACAAACCAAAUCGCCCCACCACCAGUUUCGCCUGGUUCUUGAAUCCGAUGAAGACGUUUGUGUUUCUCAUUUGGAAGAACUACAAGAUGUACAUCAUCGGUCUGCUCGUGCUGGCCGUCCUCACGCUCUUCCUGGUCUUAGUGGUCUACACGCUGCCUCAGAACAUCUCCGCUCUCAUGGUCAACGGGUAG
Molecule: messenger RNA, 6042 nt
Organism: Knipowitschia caucasica
Lineage: Eukaryota; Metazoa; Chordata; Actinopteri; Gobiiformes; Gobiidae
Source: the annotation of a GenBank genome assembly